AGCAUUACCGCACAGACGACAAUCUCGACAUGAGUGUGUAGACAACGCCGUCACCAAUCCACAUUUGUAUGAAGACAACUGGCAAGGUGGUUGCCUGCAAGGAUCUUUCCUGUGUACCUCGGACAUUUGUUGGACAAAUUCGGACUGCAUUUGUACUAAGGUGAACCCCGUCGGUAGCUAGUUUUAUUGAGGAAUCAGAGGAAAAGGUAAACAAAAACGCCCACUCGGGAAACGUUUUGAGUCUACUUGGGAACUGAAACUGAUAAAUAUCCAAACAGUUCACAGAUCUGUUUGUGUGCGCUUCCGUGAACGAUUCAACUCAACUAGACGUCUCUGUUUCGACCACCUGUUAAAUUGGACUACUUCAAAUGGCCCUAAAGAAGGCGGUGCUGUUUUGGACAUUUACUUCCGUGUUGUGGUUGGGAAGUAUUUUUGUCAACGGUGAGGGCAGCGAGGACGUUGUGUUUCCCCCCACCCUCCUACCGAGCGAGCCCGGACUCCCAGUCGGCCACCUGUUACCGCUGGGCUACCAAAGGGAACCCGAAGGACCCGUGAAGGAGUACACACAGCCGCUGACUCCGACAGAGUUCUGGGAACAGCAUGCCAGGGAACCCUACGUACCCCUCGUGUACAGGCAAGCCAUCGCCAAGGCCCCAGCGGUCGCCAACUGGCAGAGUGAUGACUACAUCAGGGAGAAGUAUGGAGACUUGGACGUCCUGAUUGAGAAGAAGAUCGAAGAUCGCCACCACCCCGUUCGCCUGAGGAUGCCACUGAGCGAGUUCUUAGACAACUACCACCACAAGCAGUGGUACGUGGUAUCCUUGCUACCCGAUCCCAUGAGAGCAGAAAUGCAGGUUCCUCGUUCACUACUCUGCGGCAAUUUUAGGGACAGCAUUCUAGAGUCAAACCUGUGGUUGUCUUCCGGUGGGACUAGGUCAGUUCUACACUACGACGCCGACCACAACAUACAUUGCCUGAUCUCCGGCCGCAAAGACUUCAUCAUGAUCGACAACAAGUACGGAGACAAACUAGACUUGGCUGACAAGAAGAAAUCCGGGUCAGGCUUCACUCACAUGAACGUUGACAAAGUAGACCUCGUGAAAAACCCAGAGGUUGCAGAGGUGCCGUGGACCUGGGCGACCCUCAAGCCGGGAGACUGUAUCUUUAUCCCGUCGCGUUAUUUCCACCAAGUGCGAUCGUACGGGCGCAGCGUUGCCGCCACGAUCAUGUGGGACCCAUUCGCAGAGUUCAACGAUUCGGACUGCGCCACGAGAGACAUUGACACAUACACGGCGUUCAAUGAAGUCAAGCUCCAGUGGACGUACAAGAAAGGUGACAAGGUCAUUGACAUGGGGUACAUGAACGUGGAAAUCAUCAGGAAAACGUUUCUUACGUUAAUGAAGGAAGAAGACAUGGAGAAGUUUACGCCUGAGUUACUCGCGAUACUUUACGAACACAACAUCCUGGACGAAGACGAGGGCGAAGAGUUGGGAGAGGAAGAUAUGGAACACGUCAGAAAGGUCUUUUCCGUCAUGGAUAAGGACAAGAAGGGGUACAUCACUGCUGAAGAGAUACAAGCGAUGGACAUUGAAACCCUGAAAAGGGUGGCCAGAGGGAUAGAAGAGGCGCACGGGCCAAUUGGAGAGGACCCGGGCCCACGGGACGAACUGUGACACAAGGAAGGGACAACCAAUUAGCUGACUGUCCAAUGUAACACAUUAUGGAUAAACUAAACAUUAACUGAUCAACACUAUCAAAACUCAUUGUUCAUGGAAUGGACCCGUCUACUGUGGCUUCUGGAACGUGACUUCAGAGACACGUGACUGCAGCAGAUGGUCGUAAAUACCAGAUAACCUGUGUCGCCCCCCGGCUCUGUUCAACGAUGGACGGUGGGCGCGGAUGUACACAGCCUCCUUCACUCCUCUUGCAAAGAAGUCCAGACGGAACAGAGACGGAGGACGACACAGGUUAUCUGGCAUUUAUGAGCCUCUGCUGCAGUCACGUGUCUCCGCUACAGUAGACGAGUCCAUUCCGUGACCAAGGCUGACGGAGUCGGCUAAAAAUUUCGGGUAAGUCCCAACUAAUCUUAAUAGUGUUGGUCAGUUAAAGUUUAGUCAUGUCCUAUGUCCUUUAUCAACACAGAUGAGUGCUCAUGCUAAUAAUGUAACACAUGGCCAAGCCAUGCAAAACAUUCACUUCAAAACAAUUUUUUUUAGUAUCGGUUAUUUCAAGUUCGAAUUUCACCUUUCAUUGUGGUUUGAGGUGUUUUCUUGCAAGUUUUAUAUGUUUAACUAUCUUAUUUUCUAUUGCCAACUGUUUACAGCAAGGAGGUUAAAAUAGUUAUGGUACUAUGGGCGAUGACAUGCAAAUAAUAAAGAUAUUCAGCAUUGUUAAUUGGUGUGACAAAUGUAAAACUAUGCAGACCAUAGAAUAAUUCAGGGAAGUGCCAUGCAUUCAAAUCGAAAGUUGUUAUUGCUAUUACUGGUUGUAAUAAUGUUUGUUGUGUAAUAAAAUAUGGUGAUUUCAUUUG
Molecule: messenger RNA, 2530 nt
Organism: Branchiostoma floridae (Florida lancelet)
Lineage: Eukaryota; Metazoa; Chordata; Leptocardii; Amphioxiformes; Branchiostomatidae
Exons: 1
Coding region: 369-1673 (434 amino acids)
Molecular function (GO): calcium ion binding; 2-oxoglutarate-dependent dioxygenase activity
Source: RefSeq, a predicted model, not a curated record